Cutaneotrichosporon oleaginosum is the source of this 1204-nucleotide messenger RNA. RefSeq lists its product as uncharacterized. Gene Ontology annotation, cellular component: cytoplasm. Gene Ontology annotation, molecular function: D-amino-acid oxidase activity; FAD binding. Gene Ontology annotation, biological process: D-amino acid catabolic process. Lineage: Eukaryota; Fungi; Basidiomycota; Tremellomycetes; Trichosporonales; Trichosporonaceae. The record is from RefSeq and is a predicted model, not a curated record.
CGGUGGACAUAUGUUCGCGCGGUUUUCCUUCAGCCGCGCAUUCUCGCUCUCUCACACUCUCACCAACUCACACUGUAACGCGCUGCAAUGGCUUCCGUCCGUGGUCCUACGCCUCCGAGCGUUGUUGUCGUCGGCGGUGGUGUCAUUGGCCUCACCGCCGCCCUUCUCCUCGCCCGUCGCGGGUAUGCCGUCGAAGUCGUCGCGAGAAACCUGCCCGGCGAUAGCCUCGACCAGGCCUGGGCGAGCCCGUGGGCUGGUGCGAACUGGUGUCCUUUUGGCGUGGACCCGCGCGUGUGCAAGUGGGAGGCUGAGACACUCGAACAGCUGCGUACGCUGAUCCCUUCGGGCCUGGCCAUGCCGUUGCCGAUCACGCGCUUCGCGUCCUCCGAGGCCGGCCUGCACAACCACUGGUACGCGGGCGUCGCGGACAACUACACACGUCUGGGCCCUGAGUCGUGUCCGCCCGGCUGCGUGGGUGUGACGUUCACUUCGGUGUCUGUGAACAGCCCGCACUACCUCGAGUGGCUGGGGGCGCAGUGCACCGCGCUGGGCGUGAAGUUGCGCCGCGCGACGCUCAAGGCGCUCCGCGACGCCGUCCGCCCCGACACGCGCGCGGUCAUCAAUGCUACGGGGCUUGGCGCUGGCGAGCUGGAGGACGUGAGGGACGAGUUUGUCGAGCCUAUCCGCGGGCAGAUCGUCGUCGUGCGUGCGCCGGUGAAGCGCUGCGUGAUGGACGCCACGAUGAACCACCCCACGCGCAGCACGUACAUCAUCCCCCGGCCCAACUCUGGCGGACAGGUCAUCUGCGGCGGCUGCUAUGAGGUCGGCUCAACUGUACGCGAACCCGACCCGGCCAUGACCCGCUCCAUUCUCGAGCACUGCCUUGCGCGCAUCCCCGAGCUGAGCAAGGACGGCACGGUCGAGGGCAUCGAGAUCAUCCGCGAGUGUGUCGGCUUCCGCCCAUCACGCCGGGGAGGGCCGCGCCUCGAGCGCGAGGACAAGACCUUCGGCGGCUCGCGUCGCGUGCCCGUCGUUCACGCCUAUGGAAUCGGGCCCGCUGGCUACCAGGCGAGCUGGGGGAUGGCGGGCGAGGCCGUCAAGCUCGUGGGUGAUGCGCUCAUUGAGGGAAUCGUGGUCGAGGCUCCACGCGCGAAGCUGUAGGUUAGGCAUGGGACCAUACAUAUGCUAUCUAUAUACUCCAUCG